AUGUGGUCACUACGGGUGUAUACCCGCAAGAAGCGGGCCGGCCAGAGGCUCAACCUAACCCCGACGCUGGACCUAGGCCCCACCGCGAAAGUAGAGGCCCCCCCAGGUCCUGGCUUGAAAGGGAAAGCACAUCGUUUGCAGAAGAUCUCAGAGAAAGCAGAGUGCAGUGGGCAGGGAGUUAGCGGUUCUAGGCCACCGAGUGGUCAGUUAAGAGUUACAGGACAGAAAAGCCUGCAAGAAAAUAGCACUAAUGAAGAGCCCCCGGAUGAGAAAGUUGCUCCCUUGAGUGAAUCAGUGACUGAUGACCUCCAGGUUGACUGUAGUUCAUCCAAUAGUGAGCUAGUAUCAGGACUAAGUUUGCAGCAUGGUAUUUCUAGUUCUCUUCUGAGCUAUUCAUUCACAGACUCUUACACAGAACACAAGAGUUUUGGAGAGAGUUUAAGCAGUUUCUCAUCACCUGAACUCUUCAGAGGAUCAGAUUCUUUAGAUUGGGAAUGUCCCAAGUUGGAAGAACAUACACGAUGCAAAAAUUCCACUCUUCUGGAUACCAGUACAGCAGUAGCAAUAGAGAAGGUACCACAGUUUUCAAACCUCUCUGCAAUUUUAGGUAUGUCUUCAGAAGACUAUCAGAAAUGCCAGAGAGAAAUAGUGAUGACAUUAGCAGACCAAAAUAUUACUUCAAAACCAAAGAGUACUUCACAUUCAGAAUCAGAUAAUGCGGCUUGUGAAGUUUUACUUGCUGAGAAAACUUACCCUUCAGCGCCUGAGAAAACAAAGAAAAAAAGAACAAAUUCUAGUAUUCCUGAUAAGAAAAGCAGAGGCCUCUUAACAAGUACACCAUCUUCGCAAACUGCUGGUUUAGAGAUUGAUUUGUCCUCAGUGCAAAAAACAUCUUUUGAAGAACUAUUUCCAAAUGUCAGCAAUUAUGUUAAUUCAAAUGAAAUUGUUCCUGUGUCAGAUUUGCAAGAAUGCUCUUCAAAUGAGAUUCCUUCAGAUACAUCAGAAAUAUGUUGUAUUAUUAGAGCAACACCAGGAACUAGACAAAUGAAAAGUGAAAGUAAUGUUAUUGUAAAGAAGAAGAAAUAUUCCCCACCCAAAGAUAUUCCUCAAGAUAUUAUGGUACAAGUGGCAGAGCAUCCUGCAUAG
Neogale vison (American mink) is the source of this 1146-nucleotide messenger RNA. RefSeq names its product meiotic kinetochore factor (gene MEIKIN). The record is from RefSeq and is a predicted model, not a curated record. The transcript has 13 exons. Gene Ontology annotation, cellular component: kinetochore. NCBI's taxonomy places the organism in Eukaryota, Metazoa, Chordata, Mammalia, Carnivora, Mustelidae. Gene Ontology annotation, biological process: meiosis I sister chromatid cohesion; meiotic sister chromatid cohesion, centromeric; male meiosis chromosome segregation. The coding region runs from base 1 to 1146 and encodes 381 amino acids.